This is a messenger RNA of Cebus imitator (Panamanian white-faced capuchin), 1294 nucleotides long. RefSeq names its product CD79a molecule (gene CD79A). Lineage: Eukaryota; Metazoa; Chordata; Mammalia; Primates; Cebidae. Gene Ontology annotation, cellular component: external side of plasma membrane; membrane; B cell receptor complex. The coding region runs from base 222 to 899 and encodes 225 amino acids. The transcript has 5 exons. Gene Ontology annotation, molecular function: transmembrane signaling receptor activity. The record is from RefSeq and is a predicted model, not a curated record. Gene Ontology annotation, biological process: B cell receptor signaling pathway; B cell differentiation.
AAUUGUGGCUACCACAGGUGCAGGGAGCAGUUCCUCUCUACUCACGGCCUGAAGCAUACCCAGCAGGGGCUGUCCCCAGACCCAACAAGCAAAGGACCCAGCAGCAAGGGCCACUGGAGCCCAUCUCCGGGGGGCUGGGCAGGAAGCAGGGAGGAGUUUGGUAUAGGGAGCUGGUACCCUGGGACUGCUGCAGCUCAAACUAACCCACCCACCGGGAGAAGAUGCCUGGGGGUCUCGGAGCCCUCCAAGCUCUGCCUGCCUCCAUCUUCCUCCUCUUCCUGCUGUCUGCUGCCUACCUGGGCCCUGGGUGCCAGGCCCUGUGGGUGCACGAGGGCCCAACAUCGUUGAUGGUGAGCCUGGGGGAAGAGGCCCACUUGCAGUGCCUUCACAAUGGCAGUAACACCAACGUCACCUGGUGGCGUGUCCUCCACGGCAACUACACAUGGCCCCCGGCAUUCGUGGGCCUGGGCAAGGGUGUCAAUGGUACGCUGACCAUCCAGAAGGUGAACAAGAGCCACGGAGGCAUGUACAUGUGCCGUGUCCAGGAGGGCAACAAGCCAUACAAGCAAUCCUGUGGCACCUACCUCCGCGUGCGCCACCGGCCCCCCAGGCCCUUCCUGGACAUGGGGGAGGGCACCAAGAACCGCAUCAUCACAGCCGAGGGGAUUAUCCUCCUGUUCUGCGCAGUGGUGCCUGGAACAUUGCUGCUGUUCAGGAAACGAUGGCACAAUGAGAAGCUCGGCUUGGAUGCUGGGGAUGAAUAUGAAGAUGAAAACCUUUAUGAAGGCCUGAACCUCGAUGACUGCUCCAUGUAUGAGGACAUCUCCCGGGGCCUCCAGGGCACCUACCAGGAUGUGGGCAGCCUCCACGUAGGAGAUGUCCAGCUGGAGAAGCCGUGACACCCCCUCCCCUGCCAGGCUGCCGCCACCUGCAGUGCGUCCAGCUCCAGGGUUUCUCCUCACUUCCCUGGGACAUUCUUCAGCCCUCCUGGGGGAUUCCUUAGUCAUCUUCCCCCGGUUGGGGGUGGGGAGGUAACCUCACUCUUCUCCAGGCCAGGCCCCCUUGGACACCCCCCGGGGGUGUCCCACUCUUCUUCCCUCUAGACUACCCCACCCCCCGCCCCCUAACCCAAUCCUCCCCCUGCUGCCUUUCCCAGGCUCCCACCAACCCCAGCGGGUAAUGAGCCCUUAAUCACUGCCUCUAGGGGAGCUGAUUGUAGCAGCCUCGUUAGUGUCACCCCCUCCUCCCAGAUCUGUCAGGGCCACUUAGUGAUAAUAAAUUCUUCCCAAUAGCA